AUGCAGCGUAUUGACGCCCUCAAGACAUUUGUGUUCCCCGCCCUGAACUUCUCCAUGAGGUGCGGCGCCCUGACCAAAACAGACUGGCACCGGUUGGACCUUGCCAUCAGGCCCAUGGUCAAGCGCACACUCUACCUACCGGUGAAUGCCUCGACACACUACGUCUACGGGAGCGCCUCCGGAGGAGCUGCAGCGAUACCGGUGGCAGCGGAGUUAUACGACAUCUGUCGUAUCGACUCCGCUUUUAAGCUCCUGACGACAUCAGACCAGUCACUACGGGACCUCGCCCUGUCCGACGCUUACGAGAUCGCCUCCACCCGCCUCGGAUGGGAGGCUACCCGUUUUGAGUUGGAGGCGUACCUCUCUGGCGACCGACAGAUCGUCCACUCAAGGCCGGCAACCCAGCUGCGCAGCGUGUGGACCGAGGCCCGUAAGGCAUCCCGAAGGCUACAAGUCUCGUGGUCCCUGCGGCCGGACCACGUCACCAUCACCUGCGGCGACGCAACGCUUCCUUCAACACAAAGGAACCGCAUCAUGCGGACGCUACGAGAUGUGCUGGCCCACGUUUGGGACAACGCCCUCCACGACCAGCCAAACCAGGGGAAAGUGAUGGCCUGCGUCUCAUCGGAUCGUGCGAGCUCCCACUUCAUCAUCACUGGAGCAUUCACGCACUUCGCCGACUGGCGGUUUAUCCACCGAGCGUGCCUCAACCUGGUACCCCUGAAUGGCGCCGUCAUGUGGGGCCCACCUGACCGAGACCAGCGCUGCCGGGUCUGCGGCUACGCGAGGGAGACGCUACCGCCAGUGCUAUGCCACUGCAUGAUGCAUAGCGCCAUGUCUCAGGCGCGGCACAACUCGGUAAUCUCGGGCCUUCGCACGGCCGCUGCCCGUGACUACACCGUGGCGUUGCACUUGGCGUGA
Molecule: messenger RNA, 921 nt
Organism: Rhipicephalus microplus (southern cattle tick)
Lineage: Eukaryota; Metazoa; Arthropoda; Arachnida; Ixodida; Ixodidae
Source: RefSeq, a predicted model, not a curated record